Molecule: messenger RNA, 540 nt
Organism: Naumovozyma castellii
Lineage: Eukaryota; Fungi; Ascomycota; Saccharomycetes; Saccharomycetales; Saccharomycetaceae
Gene: RTT105
Product: Rtt105p
Exons: 1
Coding region: 1-540 (179 amino acids)
Source: RefSeq, a predicted model, not a curated record
AUGGAAGAGCAUAUAGAGCCAGCAAAAGAUAAGCAAAAUGAUACAUCAAGUCCUAGGUGCAAAACACCGCACCAGGAUAGAGCUUCAAGCGUGAACAGUAGUCCUCCUAGUGGUUAUCAUAAGGAAUCCAAUUCGGUUAUCGAGGAUAUCCUGACUAAGAGAAAAGAUCGCACCAAUGAGAAAACUUCACCAUGGUCUUCACCUCCUAUAGAGUUGCGACAACAAAAAAAAGUUGGUCAGUAUCGAAAACUACAGAGUUUAAGAAACGACAAACGUCAAGAGAGAGUAUUGAACAAACGUGGGGGGUUGGAGAAAAUGGAGACUUUUGUCAUGGAGGGAGAGCGAUUAAGGGAACUAGAAACUUUAAAGAGACAAGCAGAGCAAAAUUGUAUACCGCCAACUCAUAUCGAUGAAUUAGAACAAGAACAAUUAGAUGAGCUUGAACGAUUAGAAGAUGAUGAGCUGCUGGAUUUGCUUGAACUCCAUGAAGGCUAUGAAAAGGAGUUAGAGAACUUGCUUUCAGAUUUAUCUGUCAGCUAA